Cryptomeria japonica (Japanese cedar) is the source of this 4385-nucleotide messenger RNA. RefSeq names its product protein CROWDED NUCLEI 4. The transcript has 8 exons. The coding region runs from base 451 to 3990 and encodes 1179 amino acids. The record is from RefSeq and is a predicted model, not a curated record. Gene Ontology annotation, cellular component: nucleus. Lineage: Eukaryota; Viridiplantae; Streptophyta; Pinopsida; Cupressales; Cupressaceae. Gene Ontology annotation, biological process: nucleus organization.
UACUUCUCUACAAGCAUUCAAGUAUUCCCGUCACUUAAAACCAGAUAUUAUAAAAAAUACUUAUAAGCUCUAAGAUUCACGGUCAUUGACGGACAUUUGACCAGCGGGAAAAUCAAAAUGAAAGCGCAAAUGGAGAUCAGGAGCCUGCCACGCGAGGAGUAGAUUUAUUUUCUCUUUAGUUAUAGAAAGUCCGAUAGCUACGCCACAGUACGCUCGCAGCAUGCAAUUUGCAGUUACACCAUUAGCAGCCGAUUUUGCGUUUUGAGGACAGAUUUUUUCAUUUUUGUUUGCUCACCUUGAUCAGCUAAGGCCACCUGUUCAGAAUUCAAAAGGUUCCUCGUGAAUUGACAGAAAUCGGGCCUUAUGACCCAUGUUGUGUGAGUACUGCUGAAAUUGCCGUAAGGGUUUGUUGAGAUAGAUUUCCUGAGCCAGAGAUUUUGAGGUUUGAAUAUGUUAAGCCCGCAGCAAAAGAGGUGGCUGGCACCUCCUGUUUCUCCGUCAACAGACGGAAAAGAGAAUAACAAGGGGGGUUCUGUUGUUGAAGCUCGCUCUCCUCCUAACGGAAGAGCGAGCCCUGUGAACGAGAAUGAAAUGUGGAGGCGCCUGAAAAAAGUGGGUUUGGAUGAAGAGACCUUGCAGAAGAAGGACAAGGCCGCCUUAAUUGCCCACAUCACCAAGUUGGAAACUGAGAUAUAUGAUUAUCAAUAUAACAUGGGGCUUAUAUUGUUAGAGCGCAAAGAAUUGAUAUCUAAAUAUGAGCAGUUGAAACUAACAGCAGGAGAAGCUGAAGGAAAUUUUAAGUGUAACCAAGCUGCUCACUUAGCUGCUAUAGCUGAGGCUGACAAGCGAGAAGAAAGUCUGAGAAAGGCUUUAGGCAUUGAGAAACAAUGUGUAGCUGAUCUUGAGAAAGCAUUACAUGAAAUGCGAGCUGAGUCUGCUGAAAUAAAGUUUGUAUCUGAGACUAAGCUGGCUAAAGCGCAUGAGUUGAUGGCUUCUACUGAAGAAAAGUCUCUCACAGCUGAAUCAAGGUUGCAUGCAGGAGAAGCCUUGCAAGCAGAAGCCAACCGUAAGCGUGCUGAUGCAGAAAGAUUGCUACAAGAUGUUGAAGCUCGUGAAGAUGAACUUCGAAGACAGCGUCAGUCAUUCAAGUCUGAGCGUGAAGCUCAUGAGAAGGAGCUGUUUUUUGAGAGGCAAAACCUGCGAGAGUGGGAGAAAAAUCUUCAAGAAGGCCAAGAAAGGCUGCUGGAUGGCCAGAGACUCCUCAACCAAAGGGAAGAGUAUGUCAUUGAAAGAAACGAAGCCACAAAACAGAUAGAGGAAGAAUUGCAGGACCUAAAAAGGAAUAUCGAGAAAGAGCAGUCAACCUUAAAAGAGAAGGAAGCUGACUUGAGAGGCAGAUUAGCUGAUUUAACAACUUGUCAGGAGGCUCUUGUCAAACAAGAAGUUAUUAUUAAUAAGAAAGAGCAAGAACUACUUUUACUGCAAGAAAAGCUUGCAACUAGAGAACGAGAAGAGAUUCAAAGGCUAACUGAUGAACACCAAGCUGCACUUGAAGAAAGAAAGUCUCUGUUUGAAGAAGAAAUGAAACAGCAACGCAAGGCAGUAGAUGAUGAAUUAGAAAACAAGAGAAAUGCAGCAGAUGUUAGGGAGUUUGAAAUUCAAUGCAGAGAGGAAAAAAUAAGCAAAAGAGAACAACAAGUGGAGAAGAAAGCUGAAAAAUUGAAAGAGAAGGGUAAAGAACUAGAUGCAAGAUUGAGGGAUGUGAAGGAAAGAGAGAAGUCACGCAAGAUUAAGGAAAAAGAAAUUGAGACUCUCUUGAAAAAGCUAGAGAUAGAAAGAGAUGAAAUGAGCAUUUCAAAGCAAGUUCUUGAAAAGUCCAAGGCAGCAUUGGAAGAAGAGAGACAACAGAUCCGUAAAGAACAAGAGAGAUUAGAGCUUACAGAAAAAGAGAGGGAUGAUCUGCGGAUCAUACAAAUCAAAUUAAAAGAGGAGAUUGAUAAUUUCAGACAACAGGAACAGGAACUAUCGAAGAAAGAUGAAGUGUUGACAGUCGAGAAGGAAAAAUUUGAAAGAGAGUGGGAAAUUCUUGAUGAGAAAACAGAGCAACUGAGGAAGGAGUUAGAGAAGGUUGAUGAUGAGAAGAAGAGAAUAUCCAAAUGGCUGAAAAAUGAAGAAGAAAGAUUGAAACAAGAAAAGAGAAGGUUAAGGGAGCAAAUAAAAAAUGAGGAAGAAGCUCUCUGUCUCGAGAAAGAGAGUUUUGCCAAUAGUAAGAAGCAAGAGGAAGCAGAGUUGCUUGCUAACUUUCUGAGGGAACGAGCAGAUCUGUAUCGUGAUAUUGAGUUGCAAAAAAGUGAACUGGAAAAGAGCAUCGAACAAAGACAAGAGGAGUUAGAGAGAAAUUACCAGGUAAGAGACUUAGUGUUUCGAAAAGAGAAACAAAAAGAAAUGCAGUAUAUUAAUGCUCAAAAGGAAUUGUCAAAUAAAGAAUCUCAAGAAAUGAAACUGGAAAGGCAGAGACUUGACAGAGAAAAGCAGGAAAUUGUUAGAACCCGGGAGCACAUAGAUAGAGAGUGGUCUGAGAUGAAAAAGGAUAUUGAAGAAAUGGAGAUCCGAAGAGAGAAGCUUAAGGAACUACGAGAAUCACUGCACAAAGAGAGAGAAGAAUUUGAAGCACAGCUUGACCAACUAAAGAAAUUAAAAGAUGAACUCAAAAUGACAGAAGACAGCUUGAAGCUUUCAGAGCAGCCACCGUCACAGGCCAUUGUGAAUGACUAUGAAGUUAUUUCCCCUGGACAUUUUGAUGGUGGUAUUUCUCAGGCAGCAUGUAGACAGAGUAUUUCUGGCAUACCAUUCAAUGCAGAUGGUUUCUGUUCUGAAACGCAUCUUACCAGAUCAACUGCAAGUGCUUCAGAUACUCCCAGCCCCUUGGCAUGGUUGCAGAAAUGUACUUCACGGAUUUUUAAGAAGUCCCCUGGAGGAGGGACAGAUCCUGCACCGACAGGUCUGAAACAGUGCUUGACACCAGUUGCUAACCUAACUGAAUCUCAACCAUCCUGUUCUGGCAUUAACAAACAUGAAGGGAAUACUAAAGGUAGCCUUAGAGUUUUCAAAAGAACUCGAUCAGUGAGGACUGUUGUAGACGAAGUUAAAAGGAUUUUUGAAGUCACAUCAGAAAGAGAAAAGAGUGAAUCAGACAAUGUGAACCAAUUUCAACAGAAUACUACUGUGAACUUGGCAGAGGGUAAUCAUGCUAUGCUAAAUAGUGAAAAAGAAGUCCAGGCACAUGCAGUUUCUGCUCAGGAUAUUGAUGAAGAAAGAGAAAAAUCACUUGAUAAUAGCAAAAAGGAUUUGCAUCUUGGAAGGAAGAGACGUCGUGAGUAUAUCUCACAAGAUACAAUUGAAAAAAAUACCGAGGAUGUUGAAAUUCAAUCUGAGCCUACUAGUGGAGAGCAAAGAAAAAAACAACGGGAAAUUCCAAACUGUAGUCCUGGACUGGACAGAUCUAAUGGGAAACGGUAUAAUUUUAGAGAUUCUACCAUGGCAAGUAAGAUUGCUACACGCACAUCAUCGACUGAGGGCAAAGACAAGGGCAUUUCCCAUGGAGAAGAAAAUAAUUUUACAAAUUCUACUGAAAAUUGUUUGAAGGAAGUUAGCAAGGAACCUGAGGAAAAAGAGACCAUGCUUUCUCAUGAAAAUGGGGACAAUCUGAAGAAAUCACAGCAAACAUUGCAAGAAGAAUUCAGAGCGGAAUUUCAGGAGGAUUAUUCAUGUGAGCUUACAAGAGUACUUUCAGUCAAUGAAAUUGACAAAGAGACUUCUUCUCCACUUGAGGUUAUAUUGUCUGAGACAGGAGAGCUCUGUGCAGAGAGUGAUGGAAAUAAUGAUAUGGGGGGUAUUUCUCAAGAUAUUGUUGUAACAGAACAAGAAGAUGAAGAGGAAGAUGAACCAAAAUCUUUUAAGGAAAAGGUGUGGGAUUUUCUUACCACAUAAACGAUGUGUAUUAUGAACAAUAGCCAAGUUGAAUGAAUGGUACAGAGUUUCUUCUCAAAGGUGAGUAAUUGUCAUAUAUUUCAUUGUCUAGUCCAGUCUUACUGUAGUCAAUACCUUAUUUGUUCCCAAGAAAUUUGUAUACUCCCUUGGAAGUAAUUGUCUUCAAAUCUUAUCCUGGUCUGUUUAGGUUAACACGGAAUAUCAGUCUUGUGUGCAUUGUUUAUCUGGAGUUCAUAUUGAGUUGAAGGUGUUGUAUUAGCAAUCAUUGUGUGUAUAUGCUGUUGAGUUUUGAUACGGCAGUUUUUGAGAUCAGUAUGUGACGAUGAUGGUUAAUCAUAAGCUGUUUUUGUUAUACCAUCAGAUUCUUAUAAAUGAUAGUUGAUGUUGAAAAUCAA